Molecule: messenger RNA, 2912 nt
Organism: Podospora pseudocomata
Lineage: Eukaryota; Fungi; Ascomycota; Sordariomycetes; Sordariales; Podosporaceae
Exons: 3
Coding region: 557-2641 (694 amino acids)
Biological process (GO): fungal-type cell wall biogenesis; carbohydrate catabolic process
Molecular function (GO): mannan endo-1,6-alpha-mannosidase activity
Source: RefSeq, a predicted model, not a curated record
CAGGCCUAGGACUGCUGUGUUCCUGGAUCAGCCCCAGUUCCAGGCUUUCUCAUUCCCGCGCCGUUGAGAUGGCUGUGAGUCAGUGAAGGUACAGCCUGCAUCUUUUCCCUAUCUCCAACUUUGAAGUUUGCCAGGCAUCCGACUUCUUGUUAGCGCAGAACUGACGCCAUGUUGACCAGCCCAUCUCCAGCCACAACGGUUUCCGGGGUCGAGUCAGGGUCCCAACUGCCUCAUACUUCUGCAAGACAAUCUGCUAGGCUGGGUCAGGGACUCCAACAUCGGGGAAAGCGCGCCGAACUCUUCUUCGUCCAAGGCCAUUGCCUCCGGUCCCCGUUUGUUAGCCAGUUCCAUGUGAGCAAGCGCAGCAGAGCUAACGGCCAAGCUCUACCAUCAUGGGACGAAACGGGCCUCUUCAAGUCCAUGACUUGAUACCCGCUAAUCUAUCGAAGCUUCAAGUUUAGAAGUCACAUCUCCCUCUCUUUAAUGCCACAUUGCCUCCGGAUAAGUGCCCUCUUUCUUUCAUGGCCUGUCGUUUUUCUAUUACUGGACCCCUUCGAUGGCAUCCACCACCAUACAAGGGCCGAGAUGCGCUCGACAACCCGGGUCUAGCAGGACGACACCCAUGGCAACGACGCGGACAUGGCUGACAGCCAGUCUACUGUCGAUCUCGCAGCUCACUGCAGCUUACACACUUGAUUUGAGCUCAACGGACUCUCUCAAAUCCGUCGCGAGCUCCAUGACCGAAGACAUGAUGUCAUUCUACUCGGGAGACAAACCAGGGGGCACCCCUGGUUUGCUCCCACAGCCAUACUACUGGUGGGAAGCAGGAGCCCUCAUGGGCGCUCUAAUUGACUACUGGUACUACACCGGCGACACCCGCUGGAACGCCCUCGCCACCGAAGGCCUCCUCUUCCAAACCGGCCCCAAUAACGACUACAUGCCCCCCAACCAAACCGUCACCGAAGGAAACGACGACCAAGGCUUCUGGGGCAUGGCCGUCAUGACGGCCGCCGAGUACAAUUUUGAAAACCCACCCCCGGGCAAACCACAAUGGCUCUCCCUCGCCCAAGCUGUCUUCAACACCCAGGCCGCCCGCUGGGACGCUGAGGACUGCGGCGGCGGCCUCCGGUGGCAGAUCUUCACCUGGAACAACGGCUACGACUACAAGAACUCCAUAUCCCAGGCUUGCUUUUUCAACCUGGCUGCCCGGCUGGCCCUGUACACAGGGAACCAGUCCUACGCCGACUGGGCAGACAAAGCCUGGGACUGGAUGGUGGCUACCAACCUCAUCAAUCCAGAGUACUACUACAUCUACGACGGCACCCACAUCAACAACUGCUCCGAAAUAACCCCCUACCAGUGGACUUACAAUGCUGGCGCAUUUUUGCUGGGUGCGGCGGCAUUGUACAAUUACACCACCGGCCCUGUCCAGUCCGUCUGGAGAGACCGUGUCGACGGCCUGUUGAACGGCACCUCUGUCUUCUUCACCGGCCCCAACAAGGACAUCAUGACCGAAGUCGCCUGCGAGCCCGUCGACCUCUGUGACCUCGACCAGCAGUCUUUCAAAGCUUACCUCUCGCGCUGGAUGGCCGCCACGACUAAAUGGGCGCCUUGGACAUACGACAGGAUCAAGCCGCUGCUGCAGUCUUCUGCCCAAGCUGCCGCGGGAACGUGUAGGGGAGGGGCGAAUGGACGAAUGUGCGGGCUGAAGUGGAAUCAGGGGCCCAGGUGGGAUGGGAGCACGGGGGUGGGCCAGCAGAUGGCGGCCAUGGAGGUGGUGUUGGGGAAUAUGAUUGGGCAGAGGCAUGGUCCGGUGACUGAUCGAAAGGGGGGGACGAGUAAAGGGGAUCCGGGGGCGGGGGGGCAGGAUAUGGGUCGGAAUGAUCCGUUGCAGCGGGCGGGUGCGUGGCCGCCGGUUAGUCAGGGGGGUAGGGCGGGGGCGUGGAUAUUAAUGUUGUUGACUGUUUUGGGGGUUGUUGGCGGGUGUGUUUUUGUUUUGGUAGAUGAAGGGAAUGGGAUGGAGGAGCAGAUUGAAGGGGUCGGGGACGUGGUUACUGUUGCUGGCGGGAUGGGGAGGAGGAGAAAUGGGAAUAAGUUGAGGAAGGAGAGUCCGAAUAUUUUGGGGGCGAUGGUGGCGGCGGGGUCGUUGGAGAAGGAGAGGGGCGGGGCGGUGAAUAGAAGCGAUAGUGAUAGAACGCUGAGGGGGGAUGAGGAUGGGAUGGGGGUGGGUGAGGUGAAGAGGGGGGCCGAACACGUGGUCAAGCCGGUGAGGGAGCCGCCUAUUAUCAAGGUGCCUCAUCCGAGGAAUAGGAAGCCGUUGAGGACGACGUUGUUGGCGAAGCAGCAUCAGAGGCAGUGGUCGAAGUCGAGGCGGAAUUAUUGGGAAGAUAAUGAUGGAAGUGGGGAAACGGUGGUGGGGGAUCUUGUCAAAGACAAAAAUGUUGAUAACAAUAACCGUGUUGAAGCCGUCAGUGCGCCACCGCCAAAGAAGAGAAGGCAAUCAGACCCCGGAUCAGACAGCAAUAAGGAUAAGGUCACGCUUCCGAGAAAAGGGGUUAGGUGGAGCGAUACGGUGGAGGGUAGCUUGCGUUUGGAUGCUCAGCAGACGUAUUCGGCGUAUUGGGAGAGUGAGUGUUAUUGACCUCCUGGGUUGGAGUGUGUGUACAUACUUUGCAUUGGUUGGAGAUCUUUUUCUGGGACAGUCAUUUUGGGAUUCUGAGAGGCACAAUUGGGAUACAAUCACAACAUUUCAUUUGGCACGGGAGAGUGCUGAUGUGGUUUCGUAUGUGUAGGCUUAGGUUGAACUUGGUCAGUCGGCUUACCUCAUCACACAUUGUCAUGUUGCACAUGCAGGGUCGCUGCUGGUGAGGGGGCUUGAUAUGUCAGGAGUGGGCGAGAAAGGUGGUCGAGUG